CACGUGACUUCCGCUCGAGGCCUCACGCUGCGAGUGUUUGUGAAUCGAUGUCCAAACUUUGGGCUUAAAGCUGCACAUCGGUGUCGGUUCGGUGUUCGGCGAUGGCGUCUGGAUCACCGUGUGUGAACAGCAGAUGGGAUCGGCCUAAAGCAGACGUCCUGCCGAAUGAGUCCCGUGGCUCCAUCUCAUCUUCCACAGAUGCAUCUGGAGCUCCGCAGGGCGGCGUGGAGAUGGCAGCGGCAAUGGCGGCCAAAAUCAAUGCCAUGCUGAUGGCCAAAGGCAAACUGAAACCACUGCAGCCGCUGCCCAGUAAAGCGCCGCCAGCUUUUCCUGUCGCCGCUGAGGAGCUCAUCGUGGCUGAAGUCGACAUAAACGACAUGCACAUGGAGUGCAGGGAUCUCCUGACCAAAGGCAAAACUCAGGACGAGAUCGGGCAGCUGAGUGGUGCAGUGGUGUCCACUAAAGGCCUGUACAUGAGUGACACAGACAGGAGCGGCAGCGCAGGCGUGGCGAGACCGCUGUAUCUGCAUGUGCAGGGCCGCUGUCGGGAGCAGGUCAACAAGGCAGUGGCCAGGAUAAAGGAGAUCAUCUCUGAGGACGUGCUGCGCUCGUCGGGUGGACAGCAGCCCGCUGUGAUGCCCACUGUACCGGUGUACCGUCAGACCCUCAGCGCCGCCCCCGGGCACAAACCGGCCCCACCGCACACGGGGAGUUUUGUGCACACUAAGAUAUUUGUAGGCCUGGAGCAGUCGCAGCCGUCCUUUAACGUGAGAGAGUGUGUGGAGGGGCCGUCUGGCUCGUACCUGCAGCACAUUCAGUCUGAGACCGGCGCUCGUGUGUUCCUCCGAGGCAGAGGCUCCGGAUACAUCGAGCAGGCGUCACGCCGCGAGUCCUUUGAGCCGCUCUAUCUGUACAUCAGGUAACGCUCCGCCGCCGGACUGGACGCGGCCAAGAAGCUGUGCGAUAAUCUCCUGGACACGGUGAGUGUGAGAGUGUAUGAGAGUGUGUGAG
This is a messenger RNA of Sinocyclocheilus anshuiensis, 1011 nucleotides long. Its product is annotated as UPF0469 protein KIAA0907 homolog. The record is from RefSeq and is a predicted model, not a curated record. Bases 102 to 923 code for a protein of 273 amino acids. The transcript is spliced from 8 exons. Gene Ontology annotation, cellular component: nucleus. Gene Ontology annotation, molecular function: RNA binding. NCBI's taxonomy places the organism in Eukaryota, Metazoa, Chordata, Actinopteri, Cypriniformes, Cyprinidae.